Molecule: messenger RNA, 5865 nt
Organism: Protomyces lactucae-debilis
Lineage: Eukaryota; Fungi; Ascomycota; Taphrinomycetes; Taphrinales; Protomycetaceae
Product: Mus7/MMS22 family-domain-containing protein
Exons: 1
Coding region: 1-5865 (1954 amino acids)
Biological process (GO): double-strand break repair via homologous recombination; replication fork processing
Cellular component (GO): Cul8-RING ubiquitin ligase complex; nucleus
Source: RefSeq, a predicted model, not a curated record
AUGGAUGAAGUGCCAGACAGCGAGGAUGAGCUAUGGCAGCCACCGAGAACAGCUAUUAUUGCUACAAAGAGAACGACAGCCUCGAAUGAUUUGAUAAUUGAUGAAGCUCCAGCUCUUUCCCUUGCUUCUGCCGUUUAUGACCAUGAGAGAAGUCUAAGUCCUGAUGAACUGGCAAGUGCUUCAUCUGUUCCCUGCAUGACUGACCAGCAGGCCCAGCCAGUCGAGACACAACCGCCACCAGCUGGCCAACAAAUACCAUUUCCGCUUUCCUUACUGGCAGACUCGGAUGAUAGUCUCAGCGAUGUGCCUACUGCUGAUGUUGGUGACGGAGCCAUGGACGAUCUCGUUGUGAAGCCUUCUGUGACAAGAACGCCCACACAAACACUCGUCUUCUCCUCACAAGCAAACUCACCCAUCCCAGAGCCAGCCGUUCACUCAACAGUCAUGAUUCAAAGUUCGCAGACUCGCGAAUCGCCACAGCAACCAUCCAGCCCGUCAGCAAUCGAACCUGCAAUGACACCGUCACGCAUCGCCAAUGAACGUCGUUUCCGUCCUAGAAAAGCAGCACAACUCAAGCCCUUCUCAUACGAUAUGGCUCAACAUGCUCGUGAAUUUCAAGCAGCUGGGUUUAAACCUAUGCGAUUCAGAGGAUUGCCUGAACCGUUAUUGUUGCCUGGUAAUGUACUAGGACCUGAAGCAGAUGCAGAGUUUUUGCCACCUGUCCGACUUGCUCGGAAACCUUCACGUUCUCGUUCACCGCCGUCAGGUAUCCUUUCUCGGCCCAAUGCAGUGGACAAUGUCCCUGCAAAACAACUAAAGCGCAGAAUCAAACGAUGGCGCGAGAUCAACCGUUUCGAUAAUCUCUUGCAGCCAGACAAGCCCCUACGAUCCACUGAACCGCUCCUCGCCCUCGAAAAUUGGAAUGCUGCGAGUCCGGAGGCGAGUGAUUUGGAAGAGGCUGAUGCACAAGAAGAAGCCGAAUUCGCAUUGAAUGUCACGCCAGGUUUGUCGCCGCUACAUAUGCCCUCGCAGCGUCGGUCACCCACACCUCUCUCCUCGUCAGAGGAAGACACUACUGCCGCCACUGCACAUCUCGUCAAGCAAAUCAGGAAGAAGACACGAGGCGUCUUGCCUGCUUCCUUCAAGUUCUUUGCCGAAACACCAGCAGCGGCACUCAACCGUCUCGCACGACCAAACAACAUUGACGCAUCUGGCAUCAAAGUUCGUGGCAAGGCAGUUCGAAAGGAUAAGACGGGACAAGUCCUACCACAUCGCAGUGCUUGGCAGAUUGAAGCGUUUAGUUCUGCUUCAGAGGAGGAGGCGACGAUGCCGACAGUGCCGAGGGGUAGCGUACGCAGUUCUGUGGGCGGCGUGCAUGCACUGUCAACACCUCAGCUACAAAGUACUGCCAGUGGGCCCAUCUUUAUUGAUGAUGAUAGUGAUAUGGAGCAAGAGGAGCAAAUUGAUCGAAUGGUGGAUAGAGCUACCCCUCGACCAAGAGUUUCUAGGAUAGGCCCUGGUCAAGCAAAACGCAAACGACAGCAGAAAUUACCAGAUGGGUUUGCGAAACCGCGUCAAUCAUCUUCUGCAAAGCCGCCGAGUCGACAUGAUCGCGCGAAACAAACAAGACGUCGCAGGGCUGCACCACCUUUAUUCAUUGGUGACUUGCUGGACCAAUUCGAAAACCGUUCACAAGCACCCCGCGAUGUCAGGCUCGCAUCGCGCGCGGUACGGCAACGUGGUGGUGAUGCAGGAACGCAACUCUCUCGCAAACAAUUCAGCUUUUAUGAUCCUACAGUCAGAUCAGAGCCAGAUGCUACCGAUGCUGAAGAAGGCAUACAGCGUGUAUUCAGGCGUUGGGCAAAAGGUGUGCUUCCUGUUGAAGGCCAGCGGGCCAAGCAACACCAGCAACGGCAGGUUUUGAAGCAGCAACGACUUGCAUUACAACCUAGCGAGCCGAAACAAGUGCGGAAGCGGAAAAAGGCGUCUACCGUGCGUUCAGGUGGCUUCUAUCUUGACGAAGCAGAAGAAGCUACGGAUGAAGAAGGACUCCCGCUCAGUCUGCACCAGCAAAGACCACCGGCAGUACCCAAGCAACAAAAAAAGGCAAAGCAAGUCCGCUUCUUUGCUUCGCGAACGUUUCAAACGACUCUUGAAAAAGAAACUGGUCAAAUUGCGAUAGCACCACAUACAACAGCGCCACAAAGAACUGCCAAGCGUCCAGCAUAUCUUCGCAACCUCGUGGAGAUUACCAAUCUUUUCGAGGAAGACGAUUUCGCAGCAAAGGUGUCGCUUUGGCAGGCACAAGCUCCAACUCAGCAACAUGACGAAUCGAUUCGUCCGGACGAUGCCAACUUGGCUGCACCGCACCGUAAGCAAAAACUACAGCGGAAAAACGCAGCUCAACGUAAAGUACCUUUACAACAAUCGCUCGUUCCAUUCUUGAUUGAAGCAGACGAAGGUCGCACUGAAGCAAAUGUUAGUACAAUGUUUGUCUCUGAUGCCAUCCUUACAGAUGUCUCCCUUGGUUGCGAACCACUCUCUCCCGGUUGCUUCUUUGCGCAAGAUACGGUCGCCGGUGCUGAACUUGCUGCGGUUCUUGCUGACGGUACCUUCUUGUCAAUUUGCUUCUACGAGCAUGCGAGAUAUGAUGUUGGACACCUGCCUCAGCUCAUCAAUCGCUUCUUUCCUGCUUUGGAGUAUGCUAUUCGCGCAGGAAAGCCCGUGCAGCGCGACGAAUAUGAUGUCUUUCGCUUUUUGAUCAACGAUACGGACCUUCAGACCAAAGCCGACAUCUUUGGCAAGACAAACGAGCUGCGGCAACUUGCACUACUCAGCGAGCAUAUUUUAUCACGAAGCUGGCUCUGUACGUUUUGCCUCAUUUUUUCCUUUCAGAUGGCGCAACAGCAAAACCAGUGGAAUCAAUUCUCGCAGGUUGUUGAGUCAGUUCUUGGAUUUCUCCUUUCCUCAACGCUCGAGUCUGUGGAAAGUAUGCUUCGACGCCAAAGAGACCAAAUGGCACGAUCACAGGGUAUAUCCGCCUCGGAUGGGAGCAUGCUCGAGUGCUGGACAGUCUUAUUUCAUGUCACCCAAGCCAGUGCGAGUGCGGAUGCCACCCUGCCUAGCUUUUGGACACGCAUCAAUAAGUGGCUCGACUUGCCUCGUUGCGGAAAUCACGCCUUGUCUGAACGUGCCUGGAAGACAAUCAUGCUGCUCAGUAGCAUCACAUCCUUUGACCUGUUUGGUCAUGCUGCAUUGCCAGUAGAGAAUUGGGAUUGUGUCCUGGCACUUCUCGGCAAGGUAUUGACUGGCUAUGAUCAGCAAAGUGCAUUGCCCUCUAGUGGUAGUCAUGACGCUUACAUCUAUCUUAGCUUACGUCGCUGCCAUCGUCUUGCAACCAUCUUUCAGUGGCAAAACUGUGGAAAGCUGCUUCAGGGCAAAGUUGGCGGUGUGUUGCACGACUUUUUCUGGCGUCAACUCAGUCUUGCCAAUCUGCAACACGAACAAUCUCUUUAUGGCGCAUUUCCUCCGUUUCUCCAUCAUUUGGGAGAUGAGCUGGCUUGUCUUGAGUAUGAGCCGGGCGACAUGGCAGGCACGUUCAGUACUUUUCUCAAGUUGCUCUGUCUCUGCCUUCACCAGCUACAGGAUGACUUGGAAUCCGAUGAUCGCCGUGGCAUCAAUCAGAUGAGAACAAUCGUUGACAAAUUCCAGACAUUCGGACCAAUGAAUGCACAAGCAGAUGCGGAUCUAUCGAUCACACAGCUAGGGCAGAUGCGGAAUCGCUUUGCUGUCGAGAUUGCCAUCUAUUGGGCCGCUGGCCAGUACAAACACCAGGACAUAUCUCGAUUGCUCGAGACAAGUGCUGCACACAUAGCUGGUUCGCAUCUGGAAUUACGACGGGUCAAUAUUGAAGCCUGGGGAAUCGUUGUUCGUCUGCAGCUCUCUAGAGGCGAGGAAGUCCGCUUACCAGCAACCAUUGCGUGGUUUAGACGCAUCUUUUCAACGACGGUGGAUGAUAUCAAACGCUUCACUGUCGAGAUGAGCCAACAGCAAUCUUCGGGCCGGUUCAAAGCACUCCAAGAGAAUGUUGGACGUUGUCACCGCAUUGUCUUGGAAUGCAUCUCUGCAUACAGUGCUGUUCUCGCCCUCCCUGGCGUCAAGGCUUCUCCAUCCCGUGUUCAUCAAUUUUGGUUUAUGGACAUAUUCACGGCAAUCUUGCACAAUCAAGCAAUCUUCCAAUGCCAAUCAGCCAGCUCAGCAAAUGGCCGUCUGGCGGUACUGCAGCAAGCGCUUGAUUUGACUGCGCCCUUAGUGGAGGCUGCAGCGGCUUUUGGUAGCGAGGAAGAAUCGCAAGACUUUGGAUUUGAUUUUUCCCAAGAUGAAGACGGGAAUGCUUUGGUCGAUAUGAAGACAUUUGUCAAGCAAGAUCUGCUCGAGACUGCACAGCUUGUCCAUCGCUUCUUGUCGGAUGUAUUUAGCAGCUGCUGGCGGUAUGAGCGAGACUCUUCUGGCGAAUACGUGCCUAAGGAAGUUCCCAUCACGGCUCUGCUCAUUCAGCAAUGCAAAAUGGGCAUCGAAGCGCUGUACCGGUGUGUGCGCGCCUUGCGCAAGAUUGAGAAAGCCCCGUGGUCUUCACUCUUUGAUCGUCAAGGGUUGCUGACAUGGUGGAAACUACCCGAGGCAGCUAUAAGCGCUCGUGUACUCCCAUUCUAUCUCGCUCUUCUCUUGCGACGCGAGGCCACAUUUUAUGACGAAAUGAGCCACUAUGUGAUUGCUGUCUGGCUCGGAAACAUGGCAAAUCCUGAUGUCCGUGCAAGUCAAGCGACACUCACAAAUGAGCUGGUCAAGCACAACACCGACCUUGUCAAUGUCGGCGAGAUGACUGCUGACUUGUUGGAUCAAUACAGGUUGAGUUAUAUCGACAUCUCGCUGCGAGUCUUGAUCAGGGACAGCAAUCUUGAAUUGGCCAGAAAUUGUGUGGCAAGCUUGGCGGAUGUGAUCAAAGCAUAUUUCCAGGGUAUCACAGACGAAGCAGACAAGGCAUUCUACACUUCUUUUGCACAGGCAAUCAUUCGUGUCAUCCACGAAUAUUGCGGCACAGCGCUUGCCCUCGAUGACAUCCCAGCGCUUGCUUGGCUCCUGGACGAAAGCAAUCUCCAACAGCCUGCUCGCAUGUACGCUGUUGCACAACUACGCUCAUUCGCACAUGUCGAUAUUGCCAGCAUUUGGGGAUCUUUUGCUGUGACUAUUGCCGAGUAUUGUGAGGAGCAAAUCACAGAUCCUCCGUCUGCUGCUCUGUCUAUCCUUUGCCAAGCAUUCGGUACGCUCGAAGGCAGAUCCUGGAAUCACGAAGUUGCUUCACUGCGCCGUUUCAUUGUCGUCGGCAUCUACACGGCUUUGUCGCAGCUUUCAAACACAUUGCCGCAAGCGGUUCUUUAUGCUGCGGUGCUGUCUCAAGAGCUGCAAAAGACCUAUGAGCAAUUGACUGCUGAAUGCCUUCAAGCCGACGAAGCAACUCAACUACAUCUUGCUCAUGAAAUCUGCCAACUAGCCUUUGACUUGCAACGCUCAUCAAGUCUGACGACACUAUUUAUGCGUCUGCUUGGGCAUUCUCUUCGGACGCAAUGCAAGGAAGUCGUGGUUGAAUUCCGUGAAGCUAUCCGAAAACCCCAGGUAGCAGUGCAACCCCCAGCAGCCGUGUGCCGGGCUUUGGAGCAGCACUUGCAGGACACAUGGCGUGCUCAGGAUCAGGAAGCUGUCCACUGCAUGCUAGACUUGCAUGUUGUUGUGGAGCAACAAGCGUCCCUCUUUACCCAGCCCGAGAGUGCGUUCCUGGAAGCGGUCUCCCAUCUCGAUGUGGCGUGA